UCUAACAUUUCAUUCUUUUAUAUGUGGUUCACAUUUUAUUCUAUUAAGCGAAUAUACAAUUGUCAAUAUAAUUAUGAAUUACUUACCAUGCCAUUCUGCUUUAGUAUAACCUCUAACGACCGGUUUGAAGGCAUCGUUAGUUUUAUCAUGAAUAUUAAGUAACAUGUAUUUAAACUUUCCAUUUGCAUCGAUAUCUACGUCAGGAACUUUAUUAAGUAAUUCGGACAUCGUGGCAAACCACCGAGUAUUAAUAGAAGCUCCUAGGAAAAAAAAAAAUAUAAGUUGUGCAAGAUUAUCUGAAUAGAUCAUAUUUUUUAUAUCAACUUAUUUAUAAUCAUCAAACUUUAUCAAAACGUAUAGAGCAUAGUUUAAAAAUAUUUUUAAUAUAUCCAUUAAGAGUUGUUAUUCGAUAAAAUUUGAACAUACCCAGUUGUUUAAUAGACCCGGUAAUUAAAAACUGAAGUAUAUAUGCAUUACUCUUCAAAAUCAUAUUUCUCCUAAAGAACAGAUGAUUUCUAAACUAGCGACAUCUGACGAACAAUUCAAAUAUUAAAUAUAUAUGAUUGACCAUGAGAUCAUAACCUAAAAUUUAUUAUUGUUUAUUUUGAAAUAUAUUUGUAUAUUACAAGCAUAAAGAAUAUAAUUUGAAUAUAAUUUAUAGAACAUAAUAUAUAGAAAAACGUUAAUAUUUAUUUUAUAAGUAAAAAUGAUGUUUCCAAUACCUGCCAAACAUAUAUCAUGUAAAGCGAGCGUGGUUUGGAAUUUAUUAAAUGGUGUAUUUGUUAUAUAUAAACCAGCAUUAACACAUUAUUUAGCUGUACGAGAAACUAUAAUAAAACAUUUAUGUACAGAUUUAAAUGAAAUGGAAGUUAGACCACCUGAUAAUUAUGUAAUGAUUGAAGGAAAGACAAAUGAAAAACUUGAAGUUGUUGUCCGUCCUAAUUAUGGUGAUAAUCAACUAGUUGUUGGACCUCGUUAUCAACCUAGUGAUAUUAGUUUUUCUUCUGCAAAUCAUUUAUACACAGAUAGUUGUGGUGUUUUAAUAUGCGGUAUUAACAGUGGUAAUUUAUUAAUAAAGAAAAUUAGAGAAUCAAAACCUUCACGAUGCUAUAGACUCAAAGGAAUCUUAGGCCAGGCAACAAAUAAUCAUUUUAAAACAGGUAAAAUAGUAGAAAAAUCUACAUAUAACCAUGUCAGAAGAACCAAUAUUGACAAAAUAUGUGCCUCGAUGCAAUCUUCUCAUCAAAAGAAAAUGUUUGAAUUAUGUGGAGUAGAUAUACAAAGUCAAACUGCAUAUGAAUUAGCAGUACAGGGUUUAAUUAGACCAGCUAAUUCCGAAAUUCCUGUAUUAUAUGAAAUAAAAUGUAUAAAUUUUGAACCUCCUGAAUUCACACUUGAAAUUGUUUGCAUCAAUGAAAAUGAGCAAUAUUUAAAAACGUUAAUUCACGAAUUAGGUUUAGAACUUCGUUCUACAGCUACUUGUACACAAAUACAAUGUUUUAAAUAUGGAUUAUUUGAACUACAACAUGCAUUAUUGUCUAAAAAGUGGGAUAUAAUAUCUAUUCUAGAAAAUAUGAAAGUAUGUGAAAAAAUAUUAAAGGAAAAUGAUUAUUUAAUAAACCAAACUAGUCCCAUCUUGAUAAAUAAUAAUGAAUAAAUUUUGCUUAAAUGGAUG
Messenger RNA from Vespa velutina, 1675 nucleotides. Its product is annotated as mitochondrial mRNA pseudouridine synthase Trub2. Bases 707 to 1657 code for a protein of 316 amino acids. The transcript is spliced from 4 exons. Lineage: Eukaryota; Metazoa; Arthropoda; Insecta; Hymenoptera; Vespidae. The record is from RefSeq and is a predicted model, not a curated record. Gene Ontology annotation, molecular function: pseudouridine synthase activity; RNA binding. Gene Ontology annotation, biological process: RNA processing; pseudouridine synthesis.